This is a messenger RNA of Pristis pectinata (smalltooth sawfish), 3005 nucleotides long. It is a transcript of the gene tagapb, whose product is annotated as T cell activation RhoGTPase activating protein b. Gene Ontology annotation, molecular function: GTPase activator activity. The record is from RefSeq and is a predicted model, not a curated record. The transcript has 11 exons. NCBI's taxonomy places the organism in Eukaryota, Metazoa, Chordata, Chondrichthyes, Rhinopristiformes, Pristidae. Gene Ontology annotation, biological process: signal transduction; regulation of Rho protein signal transduction. The coding region runs from base 329 to 2713 and encodes 794 amino acids.
UUUUCCAGUCAUAGGACAGAAUACCACAGGGUGCUGGCCUUAUUUGGAAGGAGGAAGUUCUUUCAGCUCCAAAACUGUAGAGUAAAAUGCCGUGAUGCAAUUUCCGUUCUAAGUAUUUCCACCUGCCCACGGCCCCUUUAUAUAGAGUGCACGGCAUAGACAUACUGAUAAGAUUCUCUGCCUGCUGGAUUUGUAGCUGUAUAGUGAUGGUGCUUGUUUUACCUGCAAUUUACCUGAAGUAAAGAUACUGUGGCACAAUAAUCUCCACAGGCAAUUCAAAAAAACAAAAGAAAACAAAGAGCCUAAUUUUGCAUUACUGGUUGCAUUAAUGAAGGUUUUAAGUAACUCUGCCCUGUCUAAAACACUAACUGUAAGCAAUAUGGAACCACCUGGUGAGGUGGUGAAGACACUACUACAGGAAUCAGCAGAGCUGGGAGAUGCCCAGAACCUCCAACUGGUGUUGUCAAACAGUGACGACUUGUCUUCUUCCCUGAUUGGCCAAGAAAAUACAUGUGGCAUCAAGACAAACCAACUGGACAAAGAACAGGCAAAGUGUGAUCUGUCAUCAGGCAACUUGGAGAGAAAGCCUUUGAAGCCAUCAGAGAAAUCCUGCUGUCAAGUCCAACACUCGCAAGAUGCCAGAUUGAAGCACUGCAAGAAAAACAAAAGGGUAUCGUGGCCUUUCCGCAAAAACUCAGGGAGUGAAUCCACCUCUUCUCUGAAUGGCCUCUUCGAUAGGCCUCUUAAAGACAUCUGUGAUCACAAUGACAAUCUCGCCAAACCAAUCCUUGAUAUACUGAUGGUCCUGUUCCAGAAAGGACGCUCAACAGUUGGAAUAUUUCGAAAGUCAGCAAAUUUAAAGGCCUGCAAGGAACUAAUUGGAAAACUAAAUAUGGGAAAAGAAGUGACCCUGGAGGAGGAGCCUGUCAUUCAGUUGGCUGCUGUCUUCAAGGAUUUCCUACGGAGAAUCCCAAACAGCGUGUUGGUGACUGAACUGUAUGAUAGCUGGAUGGUGAACAUGGAAGAGAUGCCCUUUGAAGAAAGAGUUGCAAAGAUCAAACAGCUUCUGGCGAAACUUCCAAGCCACAACUGUCUCUUACUUCGCUAUGUGUUUUGUGUGCUCUACCACAUCAAUAAGCACUCUCAGGUGAACAAGAUGAAUGCCUACAAUCUUGCUGUUUGCAUUGGCCCAAAUAUGCUCUGGACCAAAAAACUGAAUUACAGAAUUACAGAAAAUGAAUUACAGAAAGAAGUAACUUCAAAGGUUGUGACUCUGAUGCAAUUUCUGAUCGAGAACUGUUGCCAAAUAUUUGGUAAUGAGAUAACUACAAUUCUGGGUGAACCAGAAGACAUUGACAACUUGGACAUAUCCUGUCACCAAAAUGACUCUGCCUAUGACAGCACUGACCAGGAUGAUUGGAAAGAGGGAGAGAAUGAAAAAAGGCAGAGAGCAAACUCCAGCUGUUAUCAACUCUCGAGGAGCCAUGAAAGGUUGAGGAUGGCGGAAAAGCAGAAUUGUCAAACUGACAUAACAGAUGGCGUCUGUGUCACAGCUUCUUGCAGCAAUGAAUCAAUUGAUGCUAAUAGCAGAGUAUCUUUCAGACCUAAUGCGACAACUUGUCCAUCUGGACUUAUAAAUAGACAGCUAAACGUGAGGGCAGACAGACGCAGCUCUGAACCGACAUUAGCUGUUGCCUUCAACCCUAAAAAGAUCAACCAGCAGGAAUUAGUUGCAAGAAGCCAUGAUGAUUGCUCAGUCCCAUUCGUCCUGGAUUUUACUCACCAUCUAAUGAGAAAACAGGUAUCAGAGGAAAGUUUUACAAGACGUGAGAUUAGCAGCAGGAGGCCGGACAAUUUUAAUGCUAGUUCACACUCUGAGCUUUCCACAGCCUCCUCCUCAAAGGCUUCUUCAGUUUCUUCAUUGGCCAGCUCAUGUUCCAACAUGUCAGAGAGCUCAGUUUUUAUCAGCUCUCCACUUGUUUCCCCUACAUGUUGUAGUCAGGAGAAUUAUGUCUUUUCAGACCAUCUAACAAAACUUCAAACAAACUCUAUCCAAGAUCCAAACAGUUGUGCAAAGAGCACAAAAGAGAAAGCUAAGAAAUCUGUAAAGAAGACUUACAGCUGGGGGCCAUCAAGGACACUUAAUACAAACCAGGAACCUUACAAGGAAAACACUCUGAGAGAAAACCUGCCAACCUGUCAGACAGUCCAUGAGGACCAAGUCGAUGACAGUGACACUGCCAGGUUCAGGACUCGCAUCAUGUCUGCUGAUGAAGUAUUUCAACGAAUUGACAGUAAAAAACGUUGCAGCCCACCUUCUUAUACUAAAGCUAUUGAAGAAAACAGUCCACCCAUUCCUUCAAUGAAGGAAAUGACAGUGAAAAACAUGAGAAAGCAGUUCCUGCUGAAAGAACAUACGAAAGUUGGUUGCAGAUUAGUUGCUGAACAGAAAGGCAGACCUUAUUCAUUAACAGAGGAGCUGCUCCAGCCUUUAUAUCAAAAUCAGAUCAAUCUUGAUUCUUGCAAUAAACAAACCACAGCAACUAAUCAGUGCGAAGCAUUUGAUUCUGAGAACGUUUUGCAUCUUACAAGAUGUGAAAAGGCACACAAGUACAGAGGGAGAGCUAUGUCUGAAUCUGCAGGCAGGAGCAAACAUAAACUGUGGUCCACUCAAGCCUUUGAGUUUCAGUAUGCUAAAGAGUCUUAUGUAUAAUAGUUGCACAAACUAUAUUCCAUAGGAUUACAUUGUUAAUAUUGAGGUAACACACAAGGACAGUCUAAAAACUGGAGACACAAAAGACUGCAGAUGGUGGAAUCUGGAGCAACACACAAACUGCUGGAGGAACUCAGCGGGUCGAGCAGUAUCUGUGGAGGGAAAUGGGCAGUUGACAUUUUGGGUUGAGAUCCGUCAUCUGGACUGUCUAAAAAGCUGUUGUUGUUCAUUGUGAUGAUCUUCUGUUAUCAAUGUAUUUAGUCUAAUGGAAUAAAAAGGCACCAUAGAGUAA